AUGUCUUCUUCCAUCGAUAUCAGCAAAAUCAACUCUUGGAAUAAAGAUUUCCAGUCUGAUUUGAGCCAUCAAUUGGCUACUACCGUUCUCAAGAACUGUAAUGCCGAUGAUGUGUUGCUGAACAAAACUAGACUUCAAAAACAAGACACCAGAGUCUUUAACACUGUUGUCUCCACUGAUUCUACCCCAGUUACCAACCAAAGAAGCUCUGGGAGAUGUUGGCUGUUUGCUGCUACCAAUCAGUUACGUUUGAACGUCCUUUCUGAAUUAAACUUGAAAGAAUUCGAACUAUCCCAGGCUUACUUGUUUUUUUACGAUAAACUGGAGAAGGCCAACUAUUUCCUGGACCAGAUCGUCUCCUCUGCUGAUCAGGAUGUUGAUUCACGUCUAGUGCAAUAUUUGUUGACGUCUCCAACCGAAGAUGGUGGCCAGUAUAGCAUGUUUUUGAACUUGGUCAAGAAGUACGGCCUUAUCCCCAAGGACUUAUACGGGGAUUUGCCCUAUUCUACUACUGCUUCCAGAAAAUGGAACUCUUUGUUGACUACUAAGUUAAGAGAAUUUGCUGAAACUCUAAGAACAGCCUUGAAGGAGUGUUCUGCAGACGAUCCCAAAAUUAUCGCUAUGAGAGAGCAAAUGCAAAGAGAAAUCUUUAGAUUGAUGUCGUUGUUCAUGGACUUACCACCAGUGCAUCCCAACGAACAAUUCACGUGGGAAUAUGUCGACAAAGACAAGAAAAUUCACACUAUCAAAUCGACUCCAUUGGAGUUUGCCUCCAAAUAUGCAAAACUGGACGUUUCCUUGCCAGUUUCAUUAAUCAACGAUCCAAGACACCCAUACGGUAAGCUAAUUAAGAUCGAUCGUUUAGGUAAUGUCCUUGGUGGUGACGCUGUCAUUUAUUUGAAUGUUGAUAAUGAAACACUGUCCAAGUUGGUCGUCAAGAGAUUACAAAGUAACAAGGCCGUCUUUUUCGGAUCCCACACUCCAAAAUUUAUGGACAAGAAAACUGGUGUCAUGGAUAUCGAACUGUGGAAUUAUCCUGCCAUCGGCUACAACUUAUCUCAGCGAAAGGCAUCGCGUAUAAAGUACCAUGAAAGUUUGAUGACUCAUGCAAUGUUGAUCACUGGUUGUCACGUUGAUGAAACCUCUAACUUGCCAAUUCGUUACCGUGUUGAAAAUUCCUGGGGCAAAGACUCUGGUAAAGAUGGAUUAUACGUGAUGAGUCAAGAAUAUUUCGAGGAAUACUGUUUUCAAAUUGUAGUUGAUAUCAACGAAUUGCCUGAAGAAUUAGCUUUGAAAUUUACCUCGGGUAAAGAAGAACCCAUUAUCUUGCCCAUCUGGGAUCCAAUGGGUGCUUUGGCCAAAUAA
This is a messenger RNA of Saccharomyces mikatae IFO 1815, 1365 nucleotides long. RefSeq names its product bleomycin hydrolase (gene LAP3). Gene Ontology annotation, molecular function: cysteine-type aminopeptidase activity. Gene Ontology annotation, biological process: response to toxic substance; proteolysis; L-homocysteine catabolic process. NCBI's taxonomy places the organism in Eukaryota, Fungi, Ascomycota, Saccharomycetes, Saccharomycetales, Saccharomycetaceae. Bases 1 to 1365 code for a protein of 454 amino acids. The record is from RefSeq and is a predicted model, not a curated record. The transcript has a single exon. Gene Ontology annotation, cellular component: cytoplasm.